AUGGAGAAUUAUAAUCCUUAUUCGUGCGAUGUAUGCGAUAAAUCGUUCAGUAAAAGUAGCACUUUGACAACACACCGGCGCACGCACACCGGCGAAAAACCGUACCCUUGCGAUGUCUGUGAUAAGUCAUUCAGUCAAAGCGGCAGCUUAAAGAGACAUCGACGCACGCACAGUGGCGAAAAACGUUUCGCGUGCAAUGUGUGUGACAAGUGUUUCGGUCAAAGUAGCAGUUUGACGGAACAUCGGCGCACGCACACUGGCGAAAAACCGUACGCAUUUGAUGUAUGUGAAAAAUCGUUUGGUCAAAGCAGCAGUUUGACGAAGCAUCGGCGCACGCACACCGGUGACAAACCGUACACGUGUGAUUUGUAUGACAAGUCAUUCACCGACAGCGGUAGUUUAACAAGACAUCGGCGCACGCACACCGGCGAAACACCCUACGUAUGUGAUUUGUGCGACAAGCCGUUCAUUGAAUGUGGCAUUUUGACGACACAUCGACGCACGCACACUGGUGAAAGACCGUACGUUUGCGAA
Acyrthosiphon pisum (pea aphid) is the source of this 534-nucleotide messenger RNA. Its product is annotated as zinc finger protein 93-like. NCBI's taxonomy places the organism in Eukaryota, Metazoa, Arthropoda, Insecta, Hemiptera, Aphididae. The annotation marks the transcript as partial. The record is from RefSeq and is a predicted model, not a curated record. The transcript has a single exon. Gene Ontology annotation, molecular function: DNA-binding transcription factor activity, RNA polymerase II-specific; RNA polymerase II cis-regulatory region sequence-specific DNA binding. Gene Ontology annotation, biological process: regulation of transcription by RNA polymerase II.